GCACGGCGGGCGGCGGAAAUGUGAAAAGAGGCCGACUACAGUGCGCAGGUGUGUGGACGUGCUUUGACUCUCUGGGUAAAGAUGGCGGAGCGCGGUUACAGCUUUUCGUUGACUACGUUCAGCCCAUCUGGUAAACUUGUCCAGAUCGAAUAUGCUUUGGCUGCUGUAGCUGGUGGAGCACCUUCAGUGGGAAUUAAAGCUGCAAAUGGUGUGGUAUUAGCAACGGAGAAGAAACAGAAAUCCAUUCUAUAUGAUGAGCGAAGUGUACACAAAGUGGAACCAAUUACCAAACAUAUAGGCUUGGUAUAUAGUGGCAUGGGUCCAGAUUAUAGAGUGCUUGUGCACAGAGCUCGAAAACUAGCUCAGCAAUAUUACCUUGUUUACCAAGAACCCAUUCCCACAGCUCAGCUGGUUCAGAGAAUAGCUUCUGUGAUGCAAGAAUAUACCCAGUCAGGUGGUGUCCGUCCAUUUGGAGUUUCUUUACUAAUUUGUGGUUGGAAUGAAGGACGACCAUAUUUAUUUCAGUCAGAUCCAUCAGGAGCUUACUUUGCCUGGAAAGCCACAGCAAUGGGAAAGAAUUAUGUGAAUGGGAAAACUUUCCUUGAGAAAAGAUACAAUGAAGAUCUAGAGCUUGAAGAUGCCAUUCAUACAGCCAUAUUAACCCUAAAGGAAAGCUUUGAAGGGCAAAUGACAGAAGAUAACAUAGAAGUUGGAAUCUGCAAUGAAACUGGAUUUAGGAGACUUACUCCAACUGAAGUUAAGGAUUACUUAGCUGCCAUAGCAUAAUAAUGAAGUGACUGAAGAACCUGGAGUUUCAGAUAAUCACUAUACUUAAACAUGUUUAAAGUAUGUUUUGUUUUGCAAACUUUUGCAUACCUAUUUCUACAUGAUUUAAUGGACCGAUGUUUUUAAAUGACACUUGCAAAUCAUAAUAAACUAUUAAAUCUAACUUGCA
Phyllostomus discolor (pale spear-nosed bat) is the source of this 955-nucleotide messenger RNA. It is a transcript of the gene PSMA2, whose product is annotated as proteasome 20S subunit alpha 2. NCBI's taxonomy places the organism in Eukaryota, Metazoa, Chordata, Mammalia, Chiroptera, Phyllostomidae. Gene Ontology annotation, cellular component: proteasome core complex, alpha-subunit complex; proteasome core complex. Bases 82 to 786 code for a protein of 234 amino acids. The record is from RefSeq and is a predicted model, not a curated record. The transcript has 8 exons. Gene Ontology annotation, biological process: ubiquitin-dependent protein catabolic process.